This is a messenger RNA of Diaporthe citri, 828 nucleotides long. RefSeq lists its product as uncharacterized. Gene Ontology annotation, cellular component: plasma membrane; endoplasmic reticulum membrane. The transcript is spliced from 7 exons. The record is from RefSeq and is a predicted model, not a curated record. Gene Ontology annotation, biological process: endoplasmic reticulum membrane organization. NCBI's taxonomy places the organism in Eukaryota, Fungi, Ascomycota, Sordariomycetes, Diaporthales, Diaporthaceae. Bases 1 to 828 code for a protein of 275 amino acids. Gene Ontology annotation, molecular function: FFAT motif binding.
AUGUCUGUUGAAAUCGAUCCCCAGGAGCUUGGCUUCCGCCGGCCCUUUACCGUCGAGGUCUCCCAGCUCCUGAAACUCAAGAACCCGAACAAGUCCCCGGUGGCUUUCAAGGUCAAAACAACCGCCCCCAAGCAGUACUGCGUGCGGCCAAACUCGGGUCGCAUCGAGCCCGGUCAUGAAGUCGAGGUCACUGUCCUCCUCCAGGCCAUGAAGCAGGACCCUCCUGCCGAUACCAAGUGCCGAGACAAAUUCCUGGUCCAGUCCGUCCCAAUCUCUGGAGACCUGGAGUUUAGCAACGUGCAAACGAUCUGGGAGUCUGUUGAGAAGUCGCAGGUCCAAGAGAAGAAGAUAAGAGUCGUCUUCCUGCCUGCUGGUGGUGCAGGUUCCGCUGGCGGUGUUGCUGCUACUCCCAUCAGGCCGCAGAACUUCACGAACGGCGUCGAGCAAACUCCGGAUACCGUCCCGCCUCCUGCUUACUCCUCGCCGGACGAGCACCGACCCACCAGCAGCAACGCUCCCCCAUCCGAGGGCGCCUCCGAAUACAAGGACGACCCAGAUGUCACCGCACCGAUUGCUGCCUCCCCCCAGGUGCCGACUGAUACUUCUAAGGAGGAGGUGAAGCGUGAUCUCGCAAGCUCAGGGGGCAUUGCUGCUGUGCCCGCGGAACAAGAGGGCUUGCGACAGCGUAAGGGCCCUACCGCCGCCGACGUUCCCAAGGCAGCCCAAAUCGCUACUGCCGCGAUACCACAGGGUACAGAAGGCGUCCCCAUCCAGAUUGUCGCUGCACUGUGUCUUGUCAGCUUUCUCUUGGCGUACUUCUUCUUCUAG